Messenger RNA from Gossypium raimondii (Peruvian cotton), 1316 nucleotides. Its product is annotated as ras-related protein RABA4c. The coding region runs from base 251 to 940 and encodes 229 amino acids. The transcript has 2 exons. Gene Ontology annotation, molecular function: GTP binding; GTPase activity. Gene Ontology annotation, cellular component: endosome. NCBI's taxonomy places the organism in Eukaryota, Viridiplantae, Streptophyta, Magnoliopsida, Malvales, Malvaceae. The record is from RefSeq and is a predicted model, not a curated record.
CCGUCGAGUAUUUUUUUUCCCUUCGACCCGGUCGCUAGAAUGUCGAUUGUCCAAAGCUCUUGUGUUUUGCCUUGACUUUCCAAGAAAGUGGAAACCCCAAACUCUUUUUUGUCUCUGCUGUUUGUUGGUAAUAAGAGUCGUCCGUGAAGACUUGUUGUUGGAAGUUAGGGACAGGGUCAGUUCGCAAAUCCUGGUGUGGGUAGAUCGAGAAACUCUUUUUUGAGCUUUGCUGCCAACUGAAAUAGAAGAAAUGUCUAGUUUGCAAAGGGGUUUCGAUCAAAAGAUAGAUUACGUGUUCAAAGUGGUGCUGAUAGGAGACUCUGCUGUGGGGAAAUCGCAGCUCUUAUCCCGCUUCACAAGAAACGAAUUCAAUAUCGAUUCCAAGGCCACCAUCGGCGUCGAAUUCCAAACUAAAACUUUGCUUAUCGAUCAUAAAUCCGUCAAGGCUCAGAUUUGGGAUACUGCUGGUCAAGAAAGGUACCGGGCGGUAACAAGUGCAUACUACAGAGGAGCAGUGGGGGCAAUGCUGGUGUAUGACAUAACUAAGCGUCAGUCAUUUGAUCAUGUUGCCAAGUGGUUAGAGGAAUUGCGUGGACAUGCUGAUAAAAACAUUGUGAUUAUGCUUGUGGGCAACAAGUCUGACCUUGCCUCCCUUAGAGCUGUUCCCAUAGAGGAUGCUAAGGAAUUCGCCCAAAGGGAAAGCCUCUUCUUCAUGGAGACUUCAGCCCUUGAGGCCACUAAUGUCGAAUCGGCUUUCCUUACUGUUGUAACAGAGAUUUACCGAGUCAUCAGCAAGAAAAACCUGGUAGCCAAUGAUGAACAAGAAGAAUCCGGGGGUAAUGCAUCACUUCUCAAGGGAACCACCAUUGUUGUCCCUGGUCCCCAACCACAAUCUGGUUCUGGAGGAAAGAGUUUCAGUUGCUGUGCGUCAUCAUCAUAGCCAUAGGGGGAACUGAACCCUUCUCUAUGUGUUGUCUCUUCUUUCUAGCAGGUCUUUUUAAUCUUACUUUUAUAAAAUCACCCCUUCCUUGUCUGCCUGAUCACGUGUAGAGUUUGUAUUGCAACACCCCUUCCCCUAGUUGAUUGAUAUAUAUAUAUAUAUAUAUAUAUACACACUCACAUAGAGAGAGAGAGAGAGAGAGAGAUGUAUAGGUUUUUCUUCAAAAAUUAAAAAGAUGUAAUGUAUUGACAUUAAGAUUUGUCUUGUACUCUCUAUCUGACUCGAAAUCUUGUGUGGUUCUGAUGGUUUGGUUUAGCUGUCAUUGUUGCCAAAACGGCAAAUUUAUUACAAUUAUACAAAGCAUUCUUAUUUCCGA